This is a messenger RNA of Umbelopsis ramanniana AG, 567 nucleotides long. RefSeq lists its product as uncharacterized. The transcript has a single exon. The record is from RefSeq and is a predicted model, not a curated record. NCBI's taxonomy places the organism in Eukaryota, Fungi, Mucoromycota, Umbelopsidomycetes, Umbelopsidales, Umbelopsidaceae. The coding region runs from base 1 to 567 and encodes 188 amino acids.
AUGUGGGAUGAACUUACUGUAGAAAGAUUUCGUAUAGCUGAAGAAUAUCGCAACGGGGAAAACAGUUACUACGCGCCAUAUAAUAGAUUGUUAUCGAUCGUAUUUCCCCCGGAUAGCAGAUACACCGUUGAGCCUGUUACCCAUCCUAUAGGUACUCGCAAAACCAUUGAAUACAUGGUAACCAUGCAACUUGGUCACAAGAUAUUUCCCGUGCUUGUCGUGGAGAUAAAAAGUCCGGAUAGCCUACAAAGCCUAUCAGCGAGACGGGAAGCAAAUGAACAAAUAGCAAAUAGAUAUGCAAGCAUAGGAAACCAAUGCCCCCUUGAGAUCUUCUAUGCUAUAAUUGCAUUUGGAACGAUGAUAUCCAUUUACACUCUUGACAAGUCAUCUGGAACCAUCGCUCCCUCUUAUCCACCUGCAGAUCGCCAGAGACUCAAUGAUAAUGUACCUGAAGACGCAUGGAACAUCGAUGUAUUGGAGGAAAACGGUGCUAACACAAUUAAUGAAGUUUUUACCGACGUACAACGAAUGUGUGAGAAUCUGAGAGCCAGACUAUCCGCUGAUUAA